Physeter macrocephalus (sperm whale) is the source of this 2493-nucleotide messenger RNA. RefSeq names its product RAS and EF-hand domain containing (gene RASEF). Gene Ontology annotation, molecular function: calcium ion binding; GDP binding; GTP binding. Gene Ontology annotation, cellular component: perinuclear region of cytoplasm; cytosol. The coding region runs from base 1 to 2223 and encodes 740 amino acids. NCBI's taxonomy places the organism in Eukaryota, Metazoa, Chordata, Mammalia, Artiodactyla, Physeteridae. The record is from RefSeq and is a predicted model, not a curated record. The transcript has 17 exons. Gene Ontology annotation, biological process: vesicle-mediated transport.
AUGGAGCCGGACGGGGACCUGGAGGAGCUGGCCCGGCUGCGCUCCGUCUUCGCCGCCUGCGACGCCAACCGCUCGGGGCGCCUGGAGCGCGAGGAGUUCAGCGCGCUGUGCGCGGAGCUGCGCGUGCGGCCGGCCGACGCCGAGGCCGUGUUCCAGCGGCUCGACGCCGACCGCGACGGCGCUAUCACCUUCCAGGAGUUCGCGCGAGGCUUCCGCGGGGCCCACCGCGGGAGACGGCGCUGGGGCCGGGGGCCGCGGGAGCCCGCGUUCACUGCGGCCCUGGUGGGGUCCGACCCCGGGGACAGCCAGGAGGACGAGGGCGACGAGGACGCGGCGGCGGCACUGGCCGCCCACUGGGACUCGCCGAGCCAGGGCCAGGCUUGGCAGGACUUCCAGGCGCGACUCGGGGACGAGGUCAAGUUCAUCCCCAGAAAAGAGCAAGUUAGUACCUUGUAUCACAACAUCAACCUCGUGGAGCCAAGACUAAUUCAGCCAUAUGAACAUGUUAUAAAGAACUUUAUCCGUGAGAUCAAACUUCAAAGCACAGAAAUGGAAAACCUGGCCAUUGCAGUGAAGAGAGCCCAGGACAAGGCAGCCAUGCAGUUGAGUGAAUUGGAAGAGGAAAUGGAUCAGAGGAUUCAGGCUGCAGAACACAAGACGCGGAAAGACGAAAAACGCAAAGCUGAAGAAGCCCUCAGUGACCUCAGGCGUCAGUAUGAAACAGAAGUGGGAGAUCUACAGGUGACAAUAAAGAAACUCAAAAAGCUAGAAGAACAAUCAAAACACAUAAGUCAAAAGGAAGAUGUGGCUGCAUUAAAAAAACAAAUUUAUGAUUUAUCAAUGGAAAAUCAGAAAGUUAAGAAAGAUCUUUUAGAAGCACAGACAAACAUAGCCUUUCUUCAGAGUGAAUUAGAUUCUUUGAAAAGUGAUUAUGCUGAUCAGAGUCUGAAUUCUGAAAGGGAUCUGGAAAUAAUCCGAGAGUACACAGAAGAUCGAAAUAGUCUUGAGAGGCAAAUUGAAAUACUCCAAUCAGCUAACAGGAAACUGCAUGACAGUAACGAUGGCCUAAGGAGUGCCCUUGAAAACAGUUACAGCAAGUUCAACAGAUCCUUGCGCAUAAAUAAUAUAUCACCAGGGAAUACAAUUUCCAGAAGCAGUCCUAAAUUUAAUGCUCAUUCUCCUCAACCUCUGGGCUAUGACAGGUCAUCCCGCUCUUCCUACAUGGAUGAGGACUGUGACUCUCUGGCCCUCUGUGAUCCCAUGCAGAGGAUAAAUUGUGACAUUGACAGCCUGCCUGAGAGCUGCUUCGACAGCGGCUUGUCUACCCUGAGAGAUUCCAAUGAGUAUGACUCGGAGGUGGAGUACAAGCACCAGAGGGGAUUCCAGAGGUCACACGGCACGCAGGAGAGCUUUGGGGGUGAUGCUUCAGACACAGACGUUCCUGAUAUAAGGGAUGAAGAGACGUAUGGCUCAGAAGGCGUGGCUUCCAUCCUGGACUGGAAGCCGCAGGAGUCUGCUAGUGAAGGCAGUGUCAUUAGCUCCUUGAGAAAGCCCAUCUCAGCACUUGCACCACAGACAGACGUGGUGGGUGAUAACCAUAAAUCUUCCAGCUCACAGAAGGCUUACAAGAUUGUGCUGGCUGGGGACGCUGCAGUAGGAAAGUCAAGUUUGCUCAUGAGACUUUGCAAGAAUGAAUUUCGAGGAAACACAAGUGCCACCCUGGGAGUUGAUUUUCAAAUGAAAACUCUCAUUGUAGAUGGAGAGCGAACAGUACUGCAACUCUGGGAUACCGCUGGCCAGGAGAGAUUCAGAAGUAUUGCCAAGUCUUAUUUCAGAAGAGCAGAUGGCGUUUUGCUGCUGUAUGAUGUUACGUGUGAGAAAAGCUUUCUUAAUGUACGAGAAUGGGUAGAUAUGAUUGAGGAUGCAGCCCAUAAUAGCAUUCCUAUCAUGUUGGUAGGAAACAAGGCUGAUCUUCGUGAUGCUGCUGAAGCGGAAGGACAAAAAUGUGUCCCAGGGUACUUUGGAGAAAAACUGGCCAUGACCUAUGGGGCAUUAUUUUGUGAAACAAGUGCCAAAGAUGGUUCGAAUAUAGUGGAAGCUGUUCUCCACCUUACUCGGGAAGUGAAAAAAAGAACUGAUGAGGAUGACAGCAAAUCCAUUACCAAUCUGAGUAGGACCAGUUCCAAAAAGUCAACCCAGAUGAAGAAUUGUUGCAAUGGUUAAAUCCAGAAGAUCCUUGGCCCAUGAAGCCUUCAUUCCCAGAGUACUGAAUGUACGUGACUUAUUUGCUUCCUACAUGGAGUGGUACAUCCUACGGGCACUGUCAUAUGUAGAGUUACAGUGUGGGAAAUCUGAACUGUGCUCUCAGGUCCCUCCAGAACCUCGGCUCUUUUUUGCUAUGUUUCAAUGAGUGAUUUGGGCCCUCUGGUUAAAUAUACCUGUCUUAUCCUUACAAAGUCUUAACAGAUAAUGUGUAAAUGUUUUUAAAGUGGU